Molecule: messenger RNA, 5682 nt
Organism: Porites lobata
Lineage: Eukaryota; Metazoa; Cnidaria; Anthozoa; Scleractinia; Poritidae
Source: the annotation of a GenBank genome assembly
AGCAAGCCGUUUCUUUGCACCACGCGGUCAGACAACAACAAACGCGAGUUCGUUUCGAUCAAAAUUUGUGCGAAUUCCCAGCUGGUCAGUGACUAUAUAUUUAUGUCUUUUCGUGGCCGUGGUGGGGGCCGAGGUGGAGGCCGUGGUGGCGGCCGUGGGGGAGGCCGAGGAGGCGGGAGAGGUGGAGGAAGAGGAGGUUUUCAGCAGCGAGAUUUUGGGCCUCCUGAAUCUGUUAUAGGUAAGCUAGCAAAUAACUAUGAGUCAAGGUUCUCAAACUUGAGCUUAUAUGCAUGACUUUAGGCUUAAUACUCGUGAAUACGUCUUUCGUCUCAAUCGGGCCUCAUGAGGGGUCUUAUUGAAGACUUAAUGAAGAUCAAAUCAGGACAGAUAGAGCUGUGUAGUUUUUAUUCUAAAGAUGUUGCCCCAUGAUAUGAUUUACUUUUCUAUACCAUGAGUACAUAUACUAAUAGUUUAAGACCUUAAAAUAUGGGCCUGUAAUCCGUAGUUUCUCCUAAAGAGGAAUGUUAACAGUACGUAUACUGUUAACUUGGUGGCUCGUGAGUUUUUAAAUAACAAUGAUGAUAUAAGACAUAUAAGUAUAAGACAGACAGUUAAAAGUAUAAAAUUUAAAGAACAAGUUAAGGUAAAAUUUUAGUGGCUUGGUGGCAUGAUGGCUCGUCAGUCGAGGUUAGCCUUUUAGAGAACAAGAAAGAUAUAUAUUUUAAUGGCUCGACAGCUCAUCAGUCAGGACUGCCGAGCUGCCAAGUCACCCCAACAAAUAUACCUAGAAAAUUUACCCUGUAUUCUGUAGUUUAGCUCCUUCUUUUCUAAAUUGAGGGAUUGAUUGUUGAAGGCUCUGGGUGUUCAGAAUGCUUGUUCAGUGUGCGGUGUAAAUAAGCCUGUCAGUUGAAAUUUGGGAGCAACUACACAUGUAAGGACAAUUGUGCUUGAAAACAUUUUAGCAUGGCAUGGUUAAUUCUGUCGAUAAAUUAAUGGACUGUUGCAGGGUUGUCACAGUUCACAGGGAACUGCACAGCUAGGAAUUUUUUUUGGUUGUAUGUUCCAUUUUCUUCAUGUGGAAUUGUCCAGGGAACAUCAGCAUAGUAGCUUGGGUAGGCCCCUGGUCCCCAGCUAUUAGUGACAGCUAAGCUGCAGACUGGGACUCAGGGCCUUAAAAUAACUAAGGGUGCUUUUGGUAAUUGAGCGUAUUCUAGAAUAGGACUAUGCAAAAGUUUUGUUACAAAUCUCUUGUACUGUGAUUUUUGGAUCACUUAUAUUAAUGCUACAUACAUUGCAAUAUUUAUUUUAAGCAGAUUUACAGACAUUGCAACGCAAUGAAUAUCAAAACAAAUGGUUUGUAGACAUUUUUCCAUUUAUUCUUAUUUCAGAAUACUGUCAAUCGAACACGCACUAAGAAAUGAAGUUACUGCCAUUUGCCCUGCAAACAGCAAGGCUCUUGUCUAGCUCAAAUGACCCUGUAGUAUUGGUUGUGGGGUCGUGGAAAGAGAUGCAAAUACUGUUUCCUGAAUAAAAUUAGUACUUCCAUGCUUAAUACUACACUUUACUAAAGACGUUUUUCCUUUGACUAUCCUUCGUGCACAGAAUUAGGCCAAGUUCUUCACACCUGCGAGGGUGACCUAGUCUGCAAAUGCACCAAUGAGAAGAUUCCUUACUUCAAUGCUCCAGUUUAUUUAGAGAACAAGUCACAGAUUGGCAAAGUAGAUGACAUCUUUGGUCCAAUGACAGAUUUUGUAUCCUUGUAUUUUAAUAGAGAUAGAUGUAAUUUAUCACUUGAUCAUAGUCAGUGUGGCAACCUCUCCUUACUUAGUUGUUGGUGUAUUUGCUGCAGGUAAAUCCGGUUCUCAGGUUUAACCAGAGUUUCCUUUGUCUCUUAACAGCACAUUAUGGGGUAACAAUCAAAGCCUUGAUUUUCCUUCAAAUAUUUCACACACCAGAUGUUGUCUCCUAAGGACUUUUAGGGGUAGGAAACAAAGUAAAUUCUGAAUUAAACUAGUUUGAAUACUGGUUUAAACUUGAGAAUGGAUUUCCUAUGAGAUUAGGACCUAAGGGCUAUUGAAGGUUACCAGAUACCUUCAGGGUUGUCUCAAGUACAAGUGGUGUCAAGUGGAGAUACCUUAAACCUGCAGUGCCCGACACUAACUAUUUUGGACACUAGGCAAUGGGCUAGUAUGUGAAAGAAAUCACUAGCCCACAAAGACAGGCCACUGGCCCAAAAAAAAAAUGUUGUCCAAAAAAAAAAUGUGGGAUACAGAAAUUUCAUGACCCCUUAUCACUUCCAAACAGAAAUUGUCUGUUCCUAUGGCAAAUGCAGAUUUGCUAAUCUCUGAACACUGCUGUUUGAGGAUACACAAGUUCAUUCACAGUUCAUUUUUCCUUCAAUGAAUUGCAGCCAUGGGUAUGUUUUGUUCCAACUUGGUUGAAAACUUCUUGCGGGCUUUAAUAUCGCACUUCUUUUACUCUUCAUGCUGUGUUUGGUCCCCUGGUAAACAAUAAUAAUCUGCCUAGGAAUCAUUGGCCAUUGAAGGACUCUUUCUCAAAGAAAAGUUGUCAAAAAAAGCUUGAAAUCUUCCUUAUUCCUGCAUUGAAUUUGUGCAAAAAGAUUCCAAGAUGGUGGACCAAUGGUUGCUCUAACCCAGGUUCCUACUUUAUUGGGUGACAUGAAAGCCAGGACGUAUAAUGGCAUCUGUUUUGUGAGUCAUGGAUAGCAAGUCCUUUGGUUUACAUUUAAUACUCAAGCUUUAGAAACUUCUGAUGGAAGCCUUUUAGAAAAAGAACUUCCCAAGUUAUGAGUAACCCUAAGGAAAAGUUGCAAAGAAAACAUAUUUUUUCCAGCUAACUAACUGGUCUAGGGGCUAGGAGGAGCACAUUUUUACUAGCCCAGUAUGAAGUUAUUCACACUAGUCAUGGGCUAGUGGACUACUGUUAGUGUCAAGCACUGAACUGUAUAUUAAAUUUAAAGAGACAAUUUUUUAAAAUCUUGCACGGUUGAUUUUUCAUAAGUUUUUUAAUGGGAGCAUCUGAAUCAGCUGGUGUUUGGUAGCUACCUCUGCACAACAACCAUUUGAAAGCAAACAACUCACUUUACCUUACUCCCUUUUUAAUGAGAUACAAUGUAUAUUUUACAUGUGAAAUAACAUAGAUACUUCCUGAACUAGGUUCCUAUAAAUACAGUACUUUUCAGUGAAGGUUAACACAGACAUGAAAGCAGGAUCGUUUAAAAAAGAUCAGAAGGUAUGGUAAAUAGGUAUACCUUAGUAUAGAAAAUUAAAGCUCCAUGAAAUUAAGGUACGGGAAAUUAAUGCAACUUGAAUUAACGUGAAUUUACAAUGUAUUGAAACACAACUUUCAAAUAAAGGAAAUUAACGCGAAAGAGAGGGUAAUAUUUCAAAAUGAAGGAAAUCAACACGAGAGUGCGAUAAUAUAUAAUAAUAUCCUGCUGUUUGAAAGUAAGAAAUAUACAAGGCAUCAGCUAGUUCCAAAGGACUUAAUAACAUAAUGUGAUGCUACCUUACUAACACAAGCACCCAGAUGGGUCCAACAGUGGUCAUAUCAACAGUGCUCCACUGUGAAUGUAGUCUCAUGGAAUAUUUUUAAAUUACUUUUUAAGCUAUGGCCAACAAUGUUGAGAGUUGUUUCUUAAAGUUUGACUGGUUUCAAACUUUGCUCUACAACUCCCAACAACACGCAACAACAUGCAACAGGGUGUGCAAACGGACAUAACAUGUUAUGUUCCCUCAAUGUUGGGAGUUGUUGGCCAACAAUGUUGCAUCUGUUCACACAGGGCUUCAUGGCUGAGCUUAAAUAUGAGACAGGAGAAAAAAAUGUACUGUACAUCCACGGAUGUGAUGACUUGAUCAGUACAGAGAUGUGUGGACACAAAAUCAUACAUGUACAUGAGAUAGUUUAUAAUUGUGGCUUAAUUUUGGUAGCCAGCCACGAAUUUUCUCUUUAGUUAAUUUUGUGAUUCCUUCUCCACCAGUUUUUUAUUGAUCCAAUGAAGCUCCUACCUUUGGCCAGAUUUCUUCCAAAGCCUCCUGGACAAAAAGGUAAAUAUCGUGGUUAAAUUUUAUCCAACACUAGUACUUAACAGAAACAGUCAAUUCAAUGAACCUGUUUCCUGCAGUAACCACGCCAGGAUUAGCUCAGUUUGGUAGAGCACUUGACUGCAGAGCAGGAGGUCGCGGGUUCAAUUCCCAGGACCGGACCAGGGUCAGGGCCACACUCAGGGUCUUAAAAUGACUGAAAAAUGGAGGUACUGCCUAUGCCCUGCAAAUGGCCAGACCUUCGCAUGGCUCGGAUGACCACGUUAAAUGGCGUUCCCAUCUCCAAUGAGUGCUUUCGUGCUAAAUACAUUGACACUCAAAAAAAGUGCUUUUAUUUUUUUACAGUUGCCAACAGGGCCCUGUUGUUCAAAAGUUAGAUAGCACUAUCCACUGGAUAAGUGUCCAUGCGAUGGAUAGCACAAUUGGUUUCCCAAAUACUUUUCCACUGUACAGUGAUAUAGCCAGUGGAUAACCCGAUCCAACAUUUGAACUAUCAGGACCAGGUGUACAGAGUUGUUUGCGAGGAGAUUUUUUUUGUGCCAAGUUUACCAUAAACAAAUUUCCAAGGGUUCUAUUUAAAAAGUACAUGUUUGUUCUCUUAGAGAUUUCUUGAAAGACUUUUUAACAUAAGUCCAUUUAUUUACUUUGUAGGACCCCCAGGGGGUGUUGGCAGCAGAGGAAGAGGUAUUCUAUAUUCUUGUGUGUUUUGUGCCAGCAUCUCUACAUAGCAAACUUGAAUGAGAAGCGUACCUUUAUCCAUCCUAAUCCUGGUGAUCUUACAUUGGCAACCUUCUUCUUUUUUAACCUUUCCCUUCCAGAAGUGACCAAACUCAAAAUCCAACAAAAUUUCCAGAUUUCAUCGUGUUAAAAUGCUGAAAACCAUAUAGCACCUUUUGAAAGUGCUGCCGGAGAGGGUUUAUUUGAAUGGUUAUGUCACAGGAUUUUGUCCAUGGUCUCAAACGUUAGAACCACCUUUCAAGAAUCCAUCAUUCAAUAAGGGAGUGGAAGAGUUCAUCUCUCCACACGACAAAAUCACCAUCAAACUAUCCUUGAAACUGUCCUUUGAAUGUUAACAGAAUUCUAUGAUAUCACUAUUCCAUUUAGACCUCUUCUUGUGAACUUCUUGAUUGCAGUAUACAUGUGUAACUUUCAUUAACCUGUUAAUGUCAGAGGUCCUUGUCUGUUGUUGGUUGAAUUCUAGUGGCAGAUCCAGACCUUCAGAUAAGGGGGGAGGGGGCAGUCAUCCAGACCCUGCGAUAACGUGGCGGGGGGGGGGGGCAGUCUCAAAAAAAAAAUUUUUUAAAUGAGGGGAGCCCAGGUCCCCUGGGCCCUUCCCUGAAUCUGCCACUAGAAUUGACAUUAGCAGAUAUUUUGUAUACGGGAUAAAUUUAUUGUGUUUCUUGUUAUGAUUUCAGGUGGAGGCAGGGGUGGUCGCGGUGGUGGACGUGGCGGUUUUCGUGGGGGAGGAAGAGGUGGAGGUGGUGGUUUUCGUGGGGGAGGUAGAGGUGGAGGCGGUGGUUUUCGUGGGGGAGGUAGAGGUGGAGGCGGUGGUUCUCGAGGAGGUUUCAGAGGUGGUGGUGGAGGCUUUAGAGGUAUUAUAAAAUUUGUUAUUAAAUAA